UCAUGGGCUCAACUAGUGGUCCUCUCAUUCUAAUCAUCCUCAUAUUUGCAAUUUCAAUACGAAAAGAAUUAGUUGGUGGAGAAAUGAUUUCAAGUGCCAUAAACAAAGCAAUAAUCAAGACCAUUAAGGUUGAUGAAGAUGAGAUCAUCGAUUGUUAUGAUAUCUACAAGCAACCUUCUCUGAAUCAUCCCUCGCUUCAUAAUCAUUCAAUACAGAUGAGACCAAGUAUGAACCCGAAGAAUAUAAAAUUAGAUAAUUUUGAGAUAUUUCAACUUACACAAACUUGGCAUAAGUAUGGAACAUGUCCACGAGGAACUAUCCCUAUACGAAGGAAUAGAAAAGAUUAUCGUUCAAAACUUCCGCGUAAACAUCGACUUUCAAAAAUUUCUCAUUCUAAGACACCUAAUACAUCACAACCAAACGACAUCACGGACGACCAUGAGUACGCGGUAAUUACGGUGCACGGCGGGAGUUUUUUAGGAGGACAAGCAAAAAUAAAUCUUUGGAAUCCAACUGUGGAAACACCAGUUGAGAUAAGUGUAUCUCAAAUUUGGGUUUUGGCCGGUGUCUCUGAGGAUUUUAAUAGUAUUGAAGCUGGAUGGGAAGUGUGUCAACCCAGAUAUGGUGAUUAUCAGACCAGAUUCUUUAUAUUGUGGACUACCGAUGGAUACAAUAAUAGUUGCACCAACCUCGAAUGUGAAGGUUUUGUGCACACGUCCUCGGAUGUCGCCCUUGGUUGCAAUUUCACGGAAAUUUCCACUUUUAGAGGAGACCAAAAAGAUGCCACCUUCAGUAUACGCAAGGACCAAGCUAGUGGUAAUUGGUGGGUACAAAUACAAGAUACUCCCGUCGGAUAUUACCCAAGUUCUCUAUUCACCAAGUUAUCGAAGACAGCGGUAAAAGUAGAGUUUGGUGGAGAAAUAUUUAAUGACAAAUCUAAAGGACGACAUACUACGGCUCAAAUGGGUAGUGGCCAUUUCCCUUCAGAAGGAGGUUUUGGAAUAUCCAGUUAUUUCCAUCAAGUCCAAGUAAUUGAUGAAAAUAAUGAAGCCCAGAAUCCCGAAAAUGUGGAGGUGCAUGUCUCGAAUCCAACUUGUUAUGAUUUGAAAAUCGACGACAAACAUAGCAAAGGUUACGGAUUUUACUAUGGAGGCCCGGGUUAUAAUGAUAAUUGUCAAUAAUAAAGACAAUGUGAACUUACCAAGUGGUUAGUUGUUAGUAAUGGUCACCCCUUAAUAAAUUAUUUCGGCAUGCUCAAUAGUUGUAUUAUGCUAGAAUUACACCAAACAGAUCUGUUGAGGAGCCCUAAAAGAGAUUAUGCUUGAUUAGGUUUUUAGAUUUACUUGAUGGUGAUUAAUCAAAUAAAUGUUAAGUUUGAGGUUGUUAUUA
Papaver somniferum (opium poppy) is the source of this 1389-nucleotide messenger RNA. RefSeq lists its product as uncharacterized. The transcript is spliced from 7 exons. The coding region runs from base 3 to 1181 and encodes 392 amino acids. Lineage: Eukaryota; Viridiplantae; Streptophyta; Magnoliopsida; Ranunculales; Papaveraceae. The record is from RefSeq and is a predicted model, not a curated record.